AUGGAUAUUGUAACAGCAUUGCCAUUGUCACCAAGUAAGAAAAAUGCUACUUGGGGGAUUGUUGAUCGGCUUACAAUGUCAGCUCAUUUUAUAGCAGUCAGAACAGAUUGGUCACUUCAGAAACUUGCUGAAGUUUAUAUUCGGGAGAUAGUACGAUUACAUGAUAUUCCAGUGUCAAUAAUUUCUAAUCGAGAUCCACAGUUUACAUCUAGAUUUUGGAGGCAGAAAUCAUAUGCAGAUCUGAAAUGUAGAGACAUUGAGUAUGCGGUUGGUGAUAAGAUUAUUGAGAGAGUUGGACCAGUUACAUAUCGUCUAGCUUUGCCUCUAGAAUUGCAAAAGAUUCAUGAUGUUUUUCAUGUUUCUAUGCUCAGAAGAUAUCGAUCAGAUCAUUCUCAUAUUAAUUCUACAGAGGAUAUUGAAAUUCGACCUGAUCUGUCAUAUGAAGAAGAGCCAGUUAAGAUAUUGGCUCGAGAGGUAAAGAAAUUGCGUAACAGACAAGUUCCUUUAGUGAAAGUAUUGUGGAAAAGUCAUAAUAUUGAAAAAGCAACUUGGGAAUCAGAAGAGACUAUGAGAUCAUAG
This is a messenger RNA of Gossypium arboreum, 579 nucleotides long. RefSeq lists its product as uncharacterized. NCBI's taxonomy places the organism in Eukaryota, Viridiplantae, Streptophyta, Magnoliopsida, Malvales, Malvaceae. Gene Ontology annotation, molecular function: nucleic acid binding. The transcript is spliced from 3 exons. The coding region runs from base 1 to 579 and encodes 192 amino acids. The record is from RefSeq and is a predicted model, not a curated record.